AUGAGGCUUCAUGUUCAUCUCCCCGGCCAACACACUGUAUAUUAUCGAGAUGAUGAAACUUUAGUGGAGAUACUUGAGCGUGAAAACACUUCUGAGACUACUUUAACUGCAUGGUUUAAAGCAAAUGCACGGUUUCCAGCUGCACGUGAAUUAACAUAUGAAGCAGAAAGCAACCCUUCCUAUACUUUUACCGAAUCUGAUAUACACAAUAUAGCAUUAACAAGAUUAGAAGCUAUUUUGAUCAGAAAUGGAUUCCAUCUUACCGAUUUUCCAAACAUGCCUUUACCGCUUCAAUUAUUUAACAAUCAUAUUCAGCAAAAUUAUUUACUCGCAAAAGAGUUGCAAUAUGAUCGUGAUUUUCUUAAAGUUAGAGCUCAGGAUACCUAUUCACGUUUAAACUCAGAACAGCGCUCCAUUUUUGAUGCAGUAAUUACAGCUGUAGAAAAUCAAAGCAACUGUAUUAAACUUCCAUCUGAUAUUUGUCUCCCUUCACAAAGUAUAAAUGCAUUAAUAAAUUCUGUUUAUCCUAAUAUUUCAUUUCAUGCUAGUGAUCCAAAUUAUUUGAUGGAACGAGGAAUUCUUGCUCCAAAAAAUACUGAUGUUCAAGUUAUUAAUUCAACAAUCAUGAAUAUAUACCCGGGUGAUGAUAACGAAUACUUGAGUGCUGAUA
Racocetra fulgida is the source of this 670-nucleotide messenger RNA. The record is from the annotation of a GenBank genome assembly. NCBI's taxonomy places the organism in Eukaryota, Fungi, Glomeromycota, Glomeromycetes, Diversisporales, Gigasporaceae.